Lineus longissimus is the source of this 1305-nucleotide messenger RNA. RefSeq names its product probable E3 ubiquitin-protein ligase MID2. Gene Ontology annotation, molecular function: zinc ion binding. Lineage: Eukaryota; Metazoa; Nemertea; Pilidiophora; Heteronemertea; Lineidae. The coding region runs from base 220 to 1305 and encodes 361 amino acids. The transcript has 2 exons. The record is from RefSeq and is a predicted model, not a curated record.
ACCUGUGCUGUGUGUCAAUAUACGCAUCUGUUGGCACUGACAGAGGCGGACGGUGGCCGCUGUAGCUCACGUCUAUUGAUGAUAACGGCCGGAACGGAACACCUACUUGACGCUUGGUUCGAACUUCAUUGAUUAAAACCCGAAUGUAGCAAGGGAGAGAUUAUCAAGGGAAACCGCCUGUUCGGAAAAGGCACACGAACCAGUGGGAAGGUUGCCAAAAUGGCGUCCAAUCUGUCGGCAAUCGAGAAACAUCUCGAAUGUUCCAUCUGCUGCGAAACCAUCAACGAACCCAAGAUACUGGAAUCUUGCCACCAUGUGUUUUGUAAGAAAUGCAUCAGCGAUCUUGUAAAAUCGAAAAAAGGAAAGAAAAGUUUCCCUUGCCCCGAGUGUCGCGUUAUAUGCAAGCUCCCUAGCGGAGGUGUAGACGGACUGAAGGACGACUCCAUGGUUGCAAACUUGGUUCGUCUUCUCAAUUUCCCAGAAGAUACGGGGAAAUGCUUCUUGUGCGCAGGUCAAGAUCUAGCAGUUUCCGUAUGCGACUUUUGUGACCUUGACCUCUGUAAGAAUUGUAGCCGGCAGCACCACCAAGAGGAUCUGGAUCAUGUAAUUUACGACCUUUGUGAAACCCAUGGAAAAAGGAUGAAGCGCUACUGCUAUAAAUGUGAGAAAAUCAUUUGUGUGACUUGUUACCAGCAAGAACAUUCCGCAGAGGACCAUGCCACUGGACCAUAUGGAGACUUCGCCUCGAAUAAUCUCACGUCUUUAACCAAAAAGAUUGACGAGAUCUCCUAUCGAGCAAACUCGACCGAGACACGGAUCGAGAAAGUCGAAUUACAAAUUACGCAAGCACGGUCAAAAAAGAAGGCGAUUAUCGACGAAUCAAAUGCCGCCAUUGAGUCCUUGACCCUUGAGACUAAUGAUGUCCGUAUGGAGAUCGAGGCGCUUCAGAUCCGCCUCCACCAACUGGAGAGUGAGAGAGAAACCAAAACUGAGGACAUGGAGUCACAAAUUAAAGUAAUUGACAGCGAAAGUUAUGUAUAUGACGCUGAGGCUUACAUGGCGAUUGUAACGGAAAAGAUUGCAGAUCUUGUCUCGACGAGAACGCAGCUUACUCGGUUGGCUGGGGAGUCCGUCCUCGGGGACGCACACUACGAGGAGGUAUUGGAGAGCAAAUGCAGACUGGAAGAUGCUGAAUCAGCAUUUAUUUGUCUCAAACAAAAAGUGGAUGAAAUGGAACGCAGUUGCUUAUCGUCUGAUCUAUUCAUCAUGGUUAUUUUCGUGCUAGUUUUAUAUUUAGUAUUUUAA